Lindgomyces ingoldianus is the source of this 1597-nucleotide messenger RNA. Its product is annotated as RNI-like protein. The record is from RefSeq and is a predicted model, not a curated record. The coding region runs from base 125 to 1402 and encodes 425 amino acids. Gene Ontology annotation, cellular component: nucleus; perinuclear region of cytoplasm; cytosol. The transcript has 2 exons. Gene Ontology annotation, biological process: nucleocytoplasmic transport; activation of GTPase activity. Gene Ontology annotation, molecular function: small GTPase binding; GTPase activator activity. Lineage: Eukaryota; Fungi; Ascomycota; Dothideomycetes; Pleosporales; Lindgomycetaceae.
UUCUGCCCAACUCGCAUCACAAACACCACGCACACGCGCACACAAACACUUAAUACCCACACUCUCUGCUCGCAAGCCCUAGUAUCAUUAUUGUUUACAACGACAUUCUUGUCUUUUUGGCACUAUGUCUGAUUCCAAGAUUUUCUCUCUCGAGGGCAAGGGCCUCAAGCUCGACACGGCCGAGGACAUCGAGCCGCAUAUCAAGGACCUGAAGGAAAAUGCUGAUGUGGAGGAGGUGCGGCUGCUGGGUAACACGCUGGGGAUAGGCGCGUCUGAGGCGCUGUCCAAAGUCCUCGAAACCAAGAAGAAACUUCAGGUCGCAAACUUCGCCGACAUCUUUACCUCCCGUCUCCUCUCGGAAAUCCCUCCCGCUCUCCACAGCCUCCUCACCUCUCUGCUCGCCCUUCCAAACCUCCACACCGUCAACCUCUCCGAUAACGCAUUCGGCCUGAACACCCAAGCCCCCCUCGUCGACUUCCUCUCCCAGCACGUCCCCCUCCGCCACCUAAUCCUAAACAACAACGGUCUUGGCCCCGCUGCCGGCGUGCUUGUUGCAGAUGCCCUCACUGCCCUCGCCGAGAAGAAAGAAGCCGCCAGAAAAGAAGGAAAACAGGUCCCAGACCUCGAGACCGUCAUCUGUGGUCGCAACCGUCUCGAAAAUGGCAGCAUGGCAGCAUGGGCGAAAGCUUAUGCUAUGCACAAAGGCGUACGCGAGGUCAAGAUGGUGCAGAACGGUAUUCGACAAGAAGGGAUCACCCACCUCCUCACGCACGGCUUGUCUAAUGCUUCGAAACUCAACGUCCUGGAUUUGCAAGACAACACCUUCACAGCAACGGGCGCAAAGGCGCUUAGCAAUGUCGUCGGAGGCUGGACUGAACUGAAAGAGUUGGGUGUUGGUGAUUGCUUACUCAGCGGACGAGGGGGAGUUGCGCUAGCAACCGCGCUUCAACAGGGGAAGAAUGCAAAGCUAGAGGUUCUGAGGCUGCAGUACAAUGACAUUAAUGCCAAGGGUGUCAAAGGCCUUGUUGAUGCGCACGAGAAGCUGCCAGCCCUCCGCCGCGUCGAACUGAACGGCAACAAAUUCGACGAGGAGGACGAGAGCAUCCAGAAGCUUCGCGAAGUUCUCGAUGAGCGGAAGGAGGCUGCCGAUGGUGUUGGCGAGGACAACGAGGAGUACUGGGGUGUUGAUGAUCUUGAUGAACUGGAAGAGGAGAGUGAGGAAGAAGAAGAGGAUGAAGCCACGAAGCUCAGUGAGGAAGAGGAAGAGGGUGUCGAAGUCGAGGAGAAGGCAGCAAGGGAGAUUAUUGCGGCAGAGCAGGCGGAGGAGGAGAAUGUGCCAUUGGGGCAGGACAAGAAGGUCGAUGAACUGGCGAAUGCCCUUGCUAAGACUGAGAUCAAAUGAUUUGACAGUCCUAGACUUUCGCUUUGGGGAAGGGUCGGCUAUGUAAUAGUCUUGGUGCUUGCUUGGUUGCCUGAUGGCCUUGGAAUGUUUCGUGGCGUCAGCAAGGGGAUUUGUGCAUACUUCAGGGGUUGAUACCAUAGAGUGAUCCAUAUGAUUAGCAACAUGCAAGAGGUCAUAGCAAAAUCUAAAUAGAAC